Molecule: messenger RNA, 6749 nt
Organism: Physella acuta
Lineage: Eukaryota; Metazoa; Mollusca; Gastropoda; Physidae
Molecular function (GO): RNA binding
Source: RefSeq, a predicted model, not a curated record
CAACAUAGGCGGAAGCAAGCCUCGUUUAAAAUCACAAAGGCAAAAAUUGAGUACGACGCCAUUUUACUGUUAAAAUUCGUGUUCGCGUAGCGUAUGAUAAACUUUAAAAUUUAAAGAAUCCCUAAAAUGUCUAAAGCCGGGGUCAAUAUAACCCCAACAAAACAAGAUAGCAAUUUAUUUAAGAAAGAGAACAGGACAACUAACAGCGGUAAUAGCUCCAGUAAGGACGACAGAAGAACUUCAGGUGGCUUCAGUAACUCUGGUCAAUCAGGCCAAGGAAAUUCACAGGGACGCGGUGGUGGUCAAAAUUCAAGUUCUUCAAAUCAAAAUAAUCAGCACGACAGAGACAGAUCUGGAAAUAGAAAUGAAAACCGUCAGUUCGAUAGUAAAAAUGCUCCCGAACUUGACAAAUCUACAGAAAAGGACGACAAAAAUGCUGGGGAUGCUGCUGCUGGGGCUGUUGCCCCUGGAGAAAAAAAAUUCACUGGCCGAUGCAGACUUUUUGUUGGUAAUUUAACUCCAGAUGUUACCGAGAAUGAAUUCAAAAAAAUGUUUGAACCAUUCGGUGAAAUAUCUGAAGUGUAUGUUAAUACAUCUAGAGGCUUUGGAUUUAUUAGACUGGACUAUAGACACAACGCAGAAGCUGCAAAAGCUGCACUUGACGGUCACCAAAGAAAAGGGCGUAUUCUUAGGGUUCGAUUUGCCACGCAUGGUGCUGCGUUAAAAGUAAAAAAUCUCCAUCCAUAUGUUUCUAAUGAGUUGUUGGAGCAAUCUUUCUCACAGUUUGGAGAGUUAGAAAGAUGUGUCGUUAUCGUUGAUGAUAGAGGCAAGCCUACUGGUGAGGGAAUUGUGGAGUUUGUUAGAAAACCAGGAGCGAACUCAGCACUUCGACGUAUCAAUGAAGGUGUUUUUCUGAUGGGAGUAGAUCCUAAACCUGUUGCAGUGGAACCUUUAGAACAAAAAGAUGAAGAAGAUGGCAUGCCAGAGAAGUUUUUGACAAGAACAGAUCAGUACAAGAAAGAAAGAGAUAAGGAACCUAGGUUUGCUCCACCAGGCACAUUUGAAUAUGAAUUUGGCAUGCGCUGGAAGGCACUUGAAGACUUGGAGAGGCAGCGUAUUGAACAAAUUAAAAAAGAUACAGAGGAAGCCAGGCUAAAAUUGGAAGAUGAAAUGCAGAACGCAUUGUAUGAGUAUCAGGCAGAGCAGAUAAGACAAGAUCUCUUAAGGCAGCAAGAGGAAUUGCGAAGACUUGAAGAGCUCAGGAACCAAGACAGAAUGAGAAGGCAACAAGAAAUGGAAAUGAGGAGGCAACAAGAAGAGCGUGAAAGGGCACAACAGGAUGAUCGACGUCGUACAGAUAUGAUGCUGAGUAUGAGGCAACAAGAAUUAGCUAGAGGAAGAGGACCAAUUGACCCUCCUGGUAUGAGAAGCCGUGAAGAGCUAAUGAUGGCUGAUCGCUAUGCUGACCGUUUAUCAGAACGUAUGUCUGACCGCAUGGCAGACAGAAUGUCAGAUAGAAUGGGUGACCGCAUGGGUGACCGAAUGGGUGACCGCAUGGGUCCAGGACAGUCAGGAUUUUUAUGGGAUGACAAACAGAGGGGAGAGACUGGCAUGAGAGGUGAUGGGGGCAGAGGGAGGGACAUGAGGGGCUCAGGGGCUCCACCUCUUCAACCCCCACCUGUGCCACCCUCAGCAAUGAGUGCUAUGGAACGCGGAGGGCCAGCUCAGGCUUCAUCUUCUGGACAGAACUCUAAAUCUAGUCCUAAACCACUGAUGGCUGCAAGUGGAUUUGGUAGCUUAGGUGGUCAAAGUGGCAGUGGACCUGGUGCAAAUAAUCCAUCUUCUGGGGAUAACAGUAAUCAAAUGGAUGAUGACUAUACCAAUGAAGUUAAAGAAUCUCAGUUCCUAGAGAAUGACAGUGUCUUGUCUACUGAAGUAACAGAAAAAUUGCAUGUAGCAACGUCUACCCAAGAUUUGGAAAACAGUUAUGAUGAAAAUUCCUCUGACUUAUUCUCUCAAGACCUUGUUACAUCAGACCUUUCCCAACCUGAUGACAGUCAGUCAAAACUUGGGGAUAGUAACAUGGACUUUGUAGAAACUAUGGACACACUUACUGGGGGUAGCAAAGAUUUGUGUUCUGUAGACCGUGAUUCAUCCUCUAAGUGCAUUUUCAAUACUGGAAAUAACAACUGUUUGUCUGAGAAUGAUCCAGAGUCAUUCCCUCUAUCCAAAACACACAGCAAUACUCGUGAUCAUAACUUGAGAUGUCAUUCAGAAGAAAGAUACUGUUCUUCUGAUAACAUUUACACAUUCAAAUCAGAAAGGGCAAAGUCAGUUGAAUGCUGUGACAAAGACAUAACAAAUGUCUGCAGCACUUCAUGGUAUACUGAUCAUACAGACAAAGACCCUGUCUUUACAUCAUCUAAAGUUAACUGCAUGUUAGGAAAAAACAGUGAUUCACUCUCUUCAUUAAAAAUGCCUGAUGAACUUAGUUUAUGUUGUGCAAUUCCCAAUAAUAGAACUGACGUUUCAAAAGGAAAACCAGUGUUACAGAGGCAUUUAUCUGCGGAUAAUGUUUCAGAUGAAAUGUCUUUGUUUAACAAGAGUAAGGUUAUGCUUCAGCGUUAUUUAUCUGCUGACAAUGUUAAAAGUGAUGAUUCUGAUCAUUGUGUUGAUGGCGCUGUGGAUUAUUUAUCUGCAGAAGAGUUAUCACAAAAAUGUCCUCUUGGCGUACAUUCGCAAAAUAGUUACCAGUUUUCAGAUGAUGGUCCUAUUCAAGCUGAAGAAAUUUAUCGCUCAUCAGAUUCCUCAUCACAGUACACUUUAAGCUCAACGCAAAAUGAAUGCAAUAAAAUUGGUGCUAAGUAUAUAAACAGACUUCAUGAAAAAACAACUAAUCCUUUUACAGCAGCUAAAGAAGUGAAGGAAAUGGACAAUCUUAAUUAUGUACAUUCUGAAAGUGAAUCAGGGUACAAACAGGUUGAAGAGUACAGCUCAACUGAUUUUAAGCAUUCUUUAAAUAAUAGCAGUCAAUCUUCCUAUAAACAAAUCAAUAAAACCCAAACUGCCUCAUCAAAUUAUAAACAAAAUGACUUAGAUUUAUCAUCAUAUAAGCAAAGUUGUGAGGAAGAUGUUGGAGAAAUGGACACUGGUACAUUAGAUGAAGAAGAUACACAACGUGAAACAAAUGGUCCUGAUAUUUAUCAGAGUUAUGAAGAAAACUUAGUAGCCUCACAUUAUCAGAAUGCCAGCAUUGGGGAUGGGCCCUUGCUAGCAGAAUACAACACAGACUCAAACAUCUCUAAUCAGUGGAAUAUAAAUAAUAAUGCAGAAAUGGAUCAGGAUAUUACAAAUACUUCAAAUGUUAGCUGUGAGAAUUUUCCGUCAUCAUUUUCAUCUAAUCAGAACACCAUUGCAGAAGUCAGUGCCACAUCAGAACCCAGUACCUCUCGUGCUUCUUUAUCCCCAACACCAUUGCCUCAAGCACCGGCACAUUCCCAUAGUGAGGAUGACCACGAAGGUGUUCUUUGUACUGGAGAUCAGUCCUUCAAAAGUGCUGCUGCACGCCAAUCUGCUUUGAUACCCUUUAUGAAAUCUUCACACUCAGUACCAUUUGUUCCAAACAUUAAUCCUUCUUUAUAUGCUGGUGCAGCUGUUGUGCAAGGUAUGAGUGGACCAACAAUUAUGUCCAGCUCUUCAGUUCACAUUGCACAUCCUGGUGGUGCAACCAUAAUGCGCCAUCAGACAGUUAGUGCUGGUGGAGGCAUAACACAGGCAACUGUUAUGCAGCAACAGGCCAUGGCCAAUGGUGCUCAGGCUACCGCUGUUCUUCAGCAGAGAACUCUUACUAAUAGGGGACAGACCAUGGUUCUCCAGCAACGCACUAUGACUACAGGCCUAGGAGGAAUGACUCAGCAGACUGUAGUACAGCAGAGGCUGGCAGCUCCAAAUAGCGUUGCUCAAGCUGUUUAUCAUGCGAAUGCAAUGCGACAACGUGCUAUUGCAACACAACAAGCUAACCUGAUACAACAGCAGGCUAUGCGGAUCGCUCAAGCUAGAGUCAUGAAUACACAGAUGUUAAGAGCUCAGGCUCUUAGUGGAGCAUUUUUACAGCAAACAAGCGCAAGAAACUGCCCAUCUAUCUUAAACGCUAGCUUAGUUCGAGGGGGUACACCUGGUUCAGUAAUGCAACAACUUGUUCGUCAGAGAUAUCUUGGGGGACCAGUCAUGCCUGGGAGGGGAGUUCAGAUGGUUGCUGGUCGACCUGUUAGGGUUAAGCUGACUUAUACAAGAGAAAGUUUGCCAAUGGAUUCCAAUACAUGAGAUGCUACAAGUACCAGAUGAACACACUCUGAAUAUUAGAGAUUUAUAAACAAGUGAUAGUGUGGCAAUCAAGAAUAUAUAAGUUUCACAUAUUAUCGUGCUGGUUUUUAAGGAGAAAUUUUUGUAAAUAUUUUAGAAGUAUUGCUGUUAAAAGUGUUACAACUAUUAGACAAAAUUUUUAAUAUCCAUUCAUUUCCAAAAAGCUCCUAAUGUGUGAAUAUGUACUGUAGUUGGUAAAUACUAAUUUAUCAGUGUUUGAUUGUUGGGUUGUUAGAGACCAAUGUCCAUUGCAUGGAUUAUAAAUGUUUGAUGACAUGCUUAUCUUUAUAUUAAUUUACUCUAGUCAAUAAUGUGCAUAAUUUUUUGAAGGUAUACUUCCAAUAAUACAUAUGCCUGAGUGCCCUUUUUGCAAAAAAAAAAGUAUUAUACAAGUUAAUGUAAUGUAAGUCAUUUCCUCAAUCAUAAUGUAUUUAGUAUCGUCAUGUAUUUGAAAAAAAAAAUCAAUUAUAUGCUUAGACUACUAUUUAAAAAUAAGUUAUGUGGAUUUAGUUAGCUAAACAACUAAAAACAUAUCAUUCAUAAAUAUUUUAUUAUUAAUAAAUUGAAUUAGUAAAUUAAAAUUGUAUCAUAUCACAACUUUCUGGUAAUUAGACUCCUCAAAGAAACAAAUUAAAUACUAUAUUAAAAUAUGUUAAUUUUUACAAGUCAGGUAAGGGUCAUCCAUAAUGAUUGUCAUGCUAUUCUCUUAACCAGACAUGUCACCUAAUUUUUUUUUAAAAAUAACCUUUUUUUUCAUUGAUUUUUAUUUUUAUGAAGAGUAUAAUGCAUUCUACUUCUCAUUUCUUAGAUCUCACACCCAACCCUACCCUUUGUAUGUUCCACAUUAUUAAAGUCCGAAUUUUCUUACUGUGUGAUGUUUAUGGAUGACCUGCAUAGAAGAUUUAGCUCUCUACUUUUAGAGUUAUUCUGGCAGUUUCAUUAAUCAAUACUCUACGUUAAUUUUUAGCUUUUAGAACUAAUUUUACAUAUUUUAUAAUUAAGAAAAUUAAAAGGUUCAUCUUAGUAAUAAUGAAACAAUUAAAGUGGAUGUUACAGUUCACAGGGCUGGCCUCUGCACUUUCAUGUUCACUCAUAAUUUAUAUACUGUAUCCAUUUAACAUCAUCUUUAAGUCUUUCACAAUAUAAAAAUAAACUAGAAAAGUUUGAUGUCAUUUCAUGCUGUUGUUUUUAAUUAAAUGUUUCCAAUUAUGUAUUCAAAUCAAAAUUUUCUAUGAUGGUUUUAAAAAUGUGUGCAUGUUCUUUGGACACAAAAAUCUAAGAAUGUAAUGGAAGCUUUCCAUUAUUAAUUAGUUUUUCAUUAGUGCAAUUAAAAUUUUAUUACAACCCCAACAUUGUAAUCUUUGUUUCCAUAAAAUAAAGAGUGCAAUGAAAAAUUUAGUGAUACAUUGAUAGGUAUACCUUUGAUAUGUUGCUUUUUUUUUUCAAUGAUUAUUAUAUGAACAAAAAGUAACCAAAAAAGGUUAGAGAACAAUUUUUGUGCUCUUCUUAUUUAUUAAAAAAAAAAAACAUACUGUGAUCAUAAUAAUUAUACUGCCAUGUUGUGUAUGGUGUUUAUACAGGAUUUACAAGUUAAAAACAUUCCUUUUACUGUAUUAAAAGUGAAAACUUGAAGUUAGUGAUUAAAAUGAGAAAUCCACUCACUCUACUAUCAGUUAUUACAUGAAGUUAAAACUGUGUGAAAGAAAUAUUGACUGCUGGUGUGUGCUUGAAUGUGACAUUAGUUUGUAUUCUACUUUUAAACCAGGCUUGUGUUUGAAAAUAGUACCAUAUGAUGAGUGUACAAUAUAUUGCUGUACGUAAAAUAAUAAUGCUUUGUGGUUUUUUUUUUACAUUAUUAAUUUGCUCUGUUCAUUGGAAUGUUUGGAUUUUUAUGAUCGUCAUUAUUUAAGGCAUUUCACAUUAAUCGGUUUAGAUUCCCCAUAACACAUCCUAGCUGUUUCAUUUCUUUUAAAAAUUUAAGCUAUUGUUAUUUUAAUUUGCAAAAAUUUUUUUUUUUGUUUUGUUCGUUUCUUUACAUUAAUCAUUAAGAAUAAUUUCAGAUUUAUUUUCAUGGGUAAUUUUGUAUUUUAAGGUAGGUAAAGAUUUUUUUAUGUCUUCUACCUCAAAGCUGUACCCAACCUAAUUGUAUUGGUUUUGAGUUAGUUUUAGCUUUCUUUUAAACAGCUAUCUAAAAAAUAGUUGAUGUUGUUUUAUUAUGGGGGAAAAUGUUUAAUUACCACAAAAUGUAUAGUGACUUUUUCAUGGUAAUGACAUGAUCAAAAAUUAUGUACAGGUAACUCAAUAUCACUUCAGUAUUUAAUUGUUUAACAUGAUGUUGUUUUAUGUUGUUUAUUAGUCAAACGUUUUAAUAAAUUAUUUUUACAUUC